Molecule: messenger RNA, 390 nt
Organism: Yarrowia lipolytica CLIB122
Lineage: Eukaryota; Fungi; Ascomycota; Dipodascomycetes; Dipodascales
Biological process (GO): response to oxidative stress; protein repair
Molecular function (GO): peptide-methionine (R)-S-oxide reductase activity
Source: RefSeq, a predicted model, not a curated record
AUGAGCAACAAGACCGAUAGCGAGUGGCGAGCCGUUCUGUCGCCAGAGCAGUUCCGUGUUCUGCGCGAGAAGGGCACCGAACGUCCCCACACCGGCAAGUACAAUUCCACGUUCGACAACGGCACCUACAACUGUGCUGGCUGCGACGCUCCUCUGUACACGUCCAAGGCCAAGUUCCGAAGCUCGUGUGGAUGGCCUGCUUUCUACGAGGCCAUUCCGGGCGCUCUGAAGCUCAAUGUCGACAAGACUUUGGGAAUGACCCGAACUGAGAUGGUCUGUGCCAACUGUGACGGCCAUCUGGGCCACAUUUUCAAGGGCGAGGGCUACGAUACCCCUACCGACGAGCGACAUUGCGUCAACUCGGUUUCGUUGAGUUUCAAACCUGAAUAG